AUGCUUUGCGCAAUCUCCGGAGAAGCGCCCCAAGUCCCCGUUGCUUCGCGCAAAAGCGGCAACGUCUUUGAAAAGCGCCUGAUCGAAGCCUACAUUGCCGAGCACGGUAGCGACCCCGUAAACGGCGAAGAACUCUCUACCGACGACCUAGUCGAGCUCAAGACCGCGCGCAUCGUCCGUCCACGCCCGCCGACCCUCACCUCGAUCCCAGCCCUACUCUCUACCUUUCAGAACGAGUGGGAUGCCGUUGCUCUAGAGACGUUCCAGCUCAAGCAGCAGCUUGCGCAGACGCGGCAGGAGCUGAGCACCGCACUGUACCAGAAUGACGCGGCGACGCGGGUGAUUGCGAGGCUGCAGAGGGAGAGGGACGAGGCGAGGGAUGCGCUGUCGAAGAUCACGAUUAGUGCGGGAGGCCCGGCUGCGGCGAAUGGUGAUGCGAUGCAGGUGGACAACCAGGGGCUGCCGGAGGCGCUGGUAGCAAGAGUGCAGGCAACACAGCAGAAGCUAUCAAGCACGCGGCGGAAACGACCAGUACCUGAAGGCUGGGCGAGCGCCGAAACAAUUCAAUCCUUCGACUCCGUGCAGACGACGGAUCCAUUGUACCCUCAAAGUCGGACGAUGGCACUGGACGAAACCCGCGAUCUAGUGCUCUCAGGCGGUGCGCCCGGUUCCGCUGCGGUGUACUCCAUUUCAAUGCAAGCAGAAGCGUCGCGGCUUUCAGGAGUCAGCGGCAGUGUUACUGCCGCCCUGUGGUUCGGCUCUCAACCAGUGCUGGCAACAUCUACAGGAGACGUCGACGUCUUCGAGCAGGAUGGAACAAGGGCUGCGCAUCUUGGUUCACAUGCGGGCGCAGCAACCUCAUUGGCUUUGCAUCCCAGCGGAGACAUCCUUGCGUCAACGGGCGUAGACAAGAGCUUCAUACUAUACGACUUGUCGAGCAUGACGCUCCUCACACAGGUCUUUACAAGCUCAGAGAUAACCUGCGGAAAAUUUCAUCCCGACGGCCACCUCUUCGCCGCCGGCCUCAAAAGCGGCAAGAUCCAGCUUUUCCAGACCGAGAACUCAGAGACUGUCGCCGAGUUCGACGCGGGCGGCCCUCUCCAUGCCAUCUCCUUCUCCGAGAACGGCACCUGGCUUGCCGCAGCCGUACAGGGCGAAACCAGUGUCAGCAUCUGGGAUCUCCGGAAGCAGGAGGUCAUCAAGGUGCUGGAUGUGGGAAGUGCCAUUGAGGGCAUGGACUGGGACUACACGGGACAGUUCCUGGCGGUCGCGGGGCCUGGCUGCGUUGCCGUGGAGCAGUAUUCCAAGGCGUCGAAGAGCUGGUCGGAGCUGGUUAGGAAGGCGAUUCCGGCGAGGGCGGUCCAGUGGGGUCCGAAUGGCUAUUCGCUUGUGGCGCUGACGGCGGAGGGUGCGCUUAUGACGCUUGGGGCUGCUGCGUGA
Coniosporium apollinis CBS 100218 is the source of this 1440-nucleotide messenger RNA. RefSeq lists its product as uncharacterized. The coding region runs from base 1 to 1440 and encodes 479 amino acids. Gene Ontology annotation, biological process: mRNA splicing, via spliceosome; protein ubiquitination; DNA repair. The transcript has 5 exons. Gene Ontology annotation, cellular component: Prp19 complex; cytoplasm; U2-type catalytic step 1 spliceosome. Gene Ontology annotation, molecular function: protein binding; ubiquitin protein ligase activity. The record is from RefSeq and is a predicted model, not a curated record. NCBI's taxonomy places the organism in Eukaryota, Fungi, Ascomycota, Dothideomycetes.